Messenger RNA from Cuscuta campestris, 622 nucleotides. The record is from the annotation of a GenBank genome assembly. NCBI's taxonomy places the organism in Eukaryota, Viridiplantae, Streptophyta, Magnoliopsida, Solanales, Convolvulaceae.
ACCCACCACAAAACCUUCUUCUUAAUUGCUCCAACCAAACCAUCCAUUCCAAAAGCCAAAGGACUUUAAAAGCAUUGAAACAAAAAAAAAUGGCCACCACCAAGGACUUCCUCCUCGUCUCCCUCGUGAUCACGUUGUGCCUAGCAAGCACAAAGACUAGCUCCGCCGCCUCCGCUCGCCGCCUCAUGCAAAACCCUAGGGUUCCGCCACUGGCGGCGACAGUUCCCCCUCUGCCCCAAAAGCCUUCAUUUCCUAACACCAUGCCUCCUCUCCCACCUUUCAACUUGCCCAAUAUAAUACCUAUCCCGACCACCCUGCCGCCUACCCCAAGCUUUCUCACUCUCCCCCCGUUGCCCACCGCAGCGCCGAACUUUCCCGCCAUUUCUUCUCCGCCUCCGUCAAAGUGAUCUAAUCAUAUUUGAGGGUCUUAAUUGGGAUAUAUAUAGUACUAUAAUACUCAUAUUGGUUGGUUUGGUAUGUCAUCAAGAUCAUGUCAUUUGUGCCUGUAGAUCUGUUUUGUUUGAUUUGCCUGUGUUCGAUUAUUCACUUGUGAGUGUUGGUUGUUUCACUUGUUUUACACUUUUACCAUGUGGUUAAAUUUAAAUAAAUAGAUUAGUGUUUU